Molecule: messenger RNA, 1488 nt
Organism: Triticum aestivum (bread wheat)
Lineage: Eukaryota; Viridiplantae; Streptophyta; Magnoliopsida; Poales; Poaceae
Product: glutathione transferase GST 23
Exons: 3
Coding region: 116-1018 (300 amino acids)
Biological process (GO): glutathione metabolic process
Cellular component (GO): cytoplasm
Molecular function (GO): glutathione transferase activity
Source: RefSeq, a predicted model, not a curated record
CGGACCUGACUAAUCAAACACUGGAGCCAUCAAAAUAUCUCCGCCACAAGAAAACACUACAAAUCCAGCAAACUGGCCAAACGGAUCAUUAGAAUACUAGAUAGCCAUCGCCGCCAUGGAUGAUCAUCAAGAGGAGGGGCCGGAGAAGGUGAAGCUUUUCGGCAUGUGGGCGAGCCCCUACGUGCUCAAGGUGAGAUGGGCGCUGAGCAUCAAGGGCGUGGAGUACGAGUACGUGGAGGAGGACCUGAGGAACAAGAGCAGCGACCUCCUGGAGCACAACCCCGUGCACAAGAAGGUCCCCGUGCUGCUCUACCGCGGCAGACCGGUGGCGGAGUCCGACGUCAUCGUCGAGUUCGUUGAUGAGGCGUGGAGCCACCGCGGCGGCCGCAUCCUCCCUGACGACCCCUACCAGCGCGCCAUGGCCCGCUUCUGGGUGAGGUUCGUGCAUGACAAGCUCUCGCCGCCGAUCUGGAAGUGGUUCACGGCGGCGCCAGGCGAGGGGCAGGAGGCCGCGCUGGGGGCCGCCGUGGAGCAGCUGCAGGUCCUGGAGGACUUGCUCGCCGUCGGCGGCAAGGAGUUCUUCGCCGGGGAGAGCGUCGGGCUCGUCGACCUGUCGCUGGGCGCGAUGGCAUACGUGGUCCCGAUGUACGAGGAGAUCAUCGGCGUGAGGCUGGUCACCGAGGAGAGGUUCCCGUCUCUGUCGGCGUGGAUGGGCCGAUUCUUGGACUCGCCGCCGGUGAAGGAUCACCCGCCGCCAGUGGAGAGGCUGAAACCCAGUUUCUGCCUGCCAGGGCCGGUGGUAUUGUUACUCCUUUCCAUGGUGAUGAACAUGAAAUUACUCGAUCCGCCAUUGGAGGAGGAACCAUCGGGGGAGGGAUCUGCGGGAGGAGGCUGUGUCGGCGGCGGGGUCGGACAUGGACUUGCGGGACUUGAGGAGUCGUGCGUGAUAUCGCUCAUAUCAUCAUGCACGGACCUAUGCGAGGGAAACGGAAGUUCCACCAAUUUAGGGAAUCGCUGAUUUACCGCAUGUAAUGUUCGCAUGUACAGGUCUGUUGCAUCAAAAUUUGCCUAGAAUCAUUUUUCCUCAUGGGCCUGAUACAGAGAACACACAUACGUGGGGGCCCCUCUGUUUCGGGGGCCCGGGGCGGCCGCCCCCCUGCCCCCCCAUCAGGGCCGGGCCUGUAUGUAAAUGCAGCCUCAAAUGCAUCAUCUGCAUGUUGUUUGGUUGCCUGCAUGCCCUCUUGCCUACAUGGACAGAACCACACUGCCUGGUGUUUGGUUGCCUGCAUGUUAGUGGACAAACCCAAGGCAUGAUGUUUGGUUGUAUGCAACGCCUGGUGUGUGGUAACCUCUUUUGCUAGUUGGUAAGGUUACCAGCACACUCCAGCACAACCAUGUAGCACACAUCAUAAGCAGAGCCGGAAGUGCAAUCAUGUCCUUAAUCUUAUUUUGAUGUUGAUGACAACAUGCAUACAAGGGACUAAUCAU